AAGAAAAGUUGAACUUCGUGAGAACUCUAUCUCCUCGUUUAGAUCUGUGUUUGUUAAAAAUCUCUCGUUGUUCUUGUUUUUGAACAGGAAGCUAAUUUGCCAUCUCUGAGAGAUGGCGUUCAAGGUUAAAGUCUUGGGUUGGUUCGCUGACCAUUUCCUCGGGCGCUUGGUUGGGAAGGCCGCUGAUUUCGCAGACCAACAGUUCGGGGAGCAGCAUGGAGUUCAAGAUGACAUCAACAAGCUGCAGAGUUCUUCGGAAAAAUCCAGACUAAUCAUCCACCAAGUUGAGAAGCUGCGGAUCCAAGAUGAAGGUGUCAAAACGAGAUUGAAGGGAUUGUUAAUGCAACUUAAAGACGCAGCUUAUGAUGCUGAUGAUUUGCUCGAUGAGUUUCAAUAUCAAGUUCUGAAGAAGCAGGUGGAGCAACAAGAAAAUGAGUCCAUUAACUUCUCGUUGCCAUCUUCUUCUACUGCUGUGCCUGCAACGAAAAAGCCAAGAAUCUCAGUCUCUACUAUUGUGGAUCAAAUUUCUAGCAGCAGAGAUAAAGAUAGAGUGCGAAAAAUCAAAGAAAGGAUAGAAAGCAUCACUGGCGAUAUAAGUCAACUCAUUCCUUUAUUUCCUUUAUCGGAUUUAGACAAUUGCAGAAACCAACAACAACUGAUUUCAUCGACCAGCCGAACUACAAGCUCCGUUCUGGUUGUAACCGAAGUAUUUGGACGAGAUAAAGAUCUAAAAGAACUCAAGGAUUUGUUGUUGAACGCCUCAGAUGGAGCAGGAUCUAGCAACAGUAGCAUCCCUGUGUUAGCUAUUGUUGGUAUCGGAGGGAUCGGCAAGACUACUCUUGCUCAACAAGUAUACAAUGAUGAAGCCGUUCAAGAACAUUUUCAGCUAAAGAUUUGGGUCUGUGUAUCUGAAAAUUUCUCUGUAGAGAGACUCACCAAAGAGAUUAUAGAGUCUACAACCCGAAACAAAUGUGAGCUGACAAAUUUAGAUGCUCUGCAUGUGAUUCUUAAGGAAGAAGUAACAUCAAAGAAGUUUUUUAUUGUGCUUGAUGAUGUGUGGAAUGAGGAUAGUGGCAAAUGGGAGAAAUUCUAUGCACCGUUGAAAAAUGGAGUGCAAGGCAGUAAGAUCUUAGUAACAACUCGUUCUACUACAAUUGCAGGCAUGGUUGGUGCGUUGGAUCCAAUCCAUCUCGAUGGUUUGGAGGAUGAGAGCUUCUGGACAUUCUUCAAGAAAUGUGUGUUUGGCUCGCAAAACAAUUGUGACCAUCCACCUGAUCUGAAAGCCAUAGCCAAGACAAUUGCCAAAAGGUUGAAUGGUUUGCCACUUGCAGCAAAGACGGUAGGAGGAUUAUUGAAGGUUAACAUGGAAAAGAGCCACUGGGAAACUAUUAUGAAUAGUGAAAUCUGGCAACUUCCGCAAAAUGAGAGUGACGUUCUGCCGGUUCUCCAGUUGAGCUAUCAAUGCCUUCCUGCGCAUCUCAAACGCUGCUUUGCCUUUUGCUCACUUUUUCGCAAAGAUUAUAGAUUUCUUAAAAAAGAGUUGGUAAGGAUUUGGAUAGCAGAAGGCUUUGUUAUUCCUCGAGGAAAAGAGAGGAUGGAGGAUGUAGGGAGCAACUACUUUGAAGAUCUAGUUAGUAGAUCGUUCUUUCAGAAAUCAGGAAGAUUUCUUAUUGAGUAUGUGAUGCAUGAUCUGAUACAUGAUCUUUCACAGUUGGUGUCAGAUGGUGAAUGUUAUCGGCUAGAGAAUGGCAAUACACAAGAGGUCUCUAGUCUCGUUCGUCAUCUGUCAGUGUGGCCUCCUGCGAGUAUGACUGCUGGCGAGCUCUGUCGUAAUAACAAAUGGCGGAGUUUAAUUUGGUAUGACAAUUACUAUAAUGCCAACACUCCGACUACGAAGGACUUAUGGAGAUGUUUAAAAUACAUUCGUGUGUUGAUUUUGCAGAGAAGUGGAAUUGUUGAAUUGCCUGAGGAUGUUGGCGAACUUAGACACCUUCGCUAUCUUGACAUAUCCUUUAACUAUGAAAUGAAAAGAUUACCUGACUCAUUAUGUCGUCUUCACAAUCUGCAGGUACUGAAACUGUAUGAAUGUCCAAUACAGAGUUUUCCACAAGGAAUGAGCAAGCUUAUCAACUUGAGACACAUUGAUUUUGAAGAUACGAUAUUAAUAUCGAAAAUAUACAGGAUAGGGAGGCUAGCUUCCCUUCAACAACUAGACAAAUUCGAGGUGCAGAAUCAUCCAGGACACAAACUCGAGGAACUAAGUGGUUUGACACAGCUCCAUGGAAAACUACGAAUCUCUAAUCUUGAAAAUGUUGGGAGUAAAGAAGAAGCAAAUGCGGGUAAACUGCACAACAAAGUGUUUAUUGAAAAAUUGACGUUAGAACAGGAUGGCAGCUCGGAGACCAAUCAAUUACUGAUCCUGGAGGAGCUGCUUAAAGAUCUGCAACCGCAUCCCACUCUGAAGAAAAUGAAUAUUUGUGGGUACUCUUGGACAGCUGCAUGGGACGAGACUUACAGUUGGGCCAAGGACAUAAAGUUGUUUCCAUCCGUCUUGCAAGAACUUUGGGUCUCCGAUUGCCCCAAACUUAAGAGGUUGCCCCCCCUCCCACCUUCGCUUGUAAAUUUAGAGCUACACCGAUCCGGGUUGAUAAAACUUCCAAAUAUAUGGGAAGAAAUCGAUGGAAGUGGCAAUUGCAAGGUUGCAACUCUUUCAAGGUUGUAUAUAAAUUGCCCAAAUCUUACGAGUUUGGAAGAAGGGUUGCUGUCGCAGAAUCUUCCGUACCUUAAGACCAUCAUAUUAGAGGAUUGUGAAGAACUGAUGUGGCUUCCCAUGGAGAAGUUUAAGCUAUUUGCCUCCCUUAAGGAACUGAAAAUAAUGAAUUGCCCCAAGCUCCUAACCAUGACGCGUGACAUUAAUUACUGGCCCAUCCUCCCGCAAUCAGUCGAGAAAUUAAGCUUGUCUAACUAUGGGGAUCUUGACAAAUUAUUGCCUAGUUGCCUGCACAAUCUCACCUCGCUCGCUCAUUUGGAAAUAGCCGAAUGUCCUCACGUACGUUCUUUUCCAAAGGAACCUCUUCUUCACUUGAAGCAACUGGACUUUGUGAAAAUCUCUGGUUGUGAUGAGCUGAGAUUAAUGGAAGGAUUAGGAGUUCUGCAAUCCCUCAAGGAUUUAAUUAUUUGUAAAUGCCCUAAUCUUGUGAUAAAUGGAAGAAACGAGCAUGGGGAGGAGGAUGGGGUUUUGUUAUCGCUACGUGAAUUAUGCAUUGAUAACACUGCGUUGCUUAAAAUUUUCCCCCUAAGAAAUGCACUGCAAUCCAUUCAUAGACUCCAAAUCCAAAGCUCAGUUGAGGAGGUGAUGUUUGAGGGGGAGGAGCAGGAAUUGUUGCGGAGGCUCACUGUUCUUAGAAUCCUAAUGUUUGGUUGUUGCAAGAAACUACAAUCUCUACCAAAGGAGUUGUAUACUCUUCCCUCCCUUGAGCUUUUAUCCAUUUGGGAUUGUCCAGAGAUUCAGUCACUGCCGGAGACAGGGCUGCCCACCUCCCUCACUGAUUUAAAAUGUGAUCGUGUAAAUCCGAUGCUAUCGCGACAAAUUUGGGAGAAGUGGGAGGAAUUGAGAAGCUCUGGUCGAUACCGUCUUGUAAUUGAACGGCCAAAAGUACUUUGAUGCAUACGGUUUACACCUCUUUUUUGUUUUUUUGUCGGCAA
This is a messenger RNA of Zingiber officinale, 3705 nucleotides long. RefSeq names its product putative disease resistance protein RGA3. The record is from RefSeq and is a predicted model, not a curated record. Bases 113 to 3664 code for a protein of 1183 amino acids. Gene Ontology annotation, molecular function: ADP binding. Lineage: Eukaryota; Viridiplantae; Streptophyta; Magnoliopsida; Zingiberales; Zingiberaceae. The transcript has a single exon. Gene Ontology annotation, biological process: defense response to other organism.